Molecule: messenger RNA, 1472 nt
Organism: Pantherophis guttatus
Lineage: Eukaryota; Metazoa; Chordata; Lepidosauria; Squamata; Colubridae
Source: RefSeq, a predicted model, not a curated record
GCUCAAUUUGUUUCUGUUUGAAAAAAGAAAGUCACUUGAUAUUCCAUUUUCUGAGAGUGCUUUGAAAUCAUCUAACUCUUCUUUGGAAACAGGCAAUCAAUUCAACUCCAUGAAUUAUGGACCUCCUGCUUCUGCUCUUGAUGAUACUGGUGUCCCAGACAGUCUCUGGGACAUUUGGAAUGAAGUGCCCACUGAAUAUGGUGCACCUGGAUAGAGAAAGACCAUGGAGCUACUACAGGCGAGGAGACCAUCUCAUCAGUAUAGUCACCAGUGCGGUAACACUAAUACAUGACAUAUUUUUUUUCAACGAGCUUCCUUAUAGUCAGUCUCACUUUACACCUUAUGCUUCCAAAGGAAUAGAACGCUUUAUUUUCGCCAUUCAAGAGAUCAACAAGAAUAUUCAGCUCCUAUGCAAUCUCACACUUGGUUACAAUAUCCAUGACAACUAUUUGAACACACUUGGCACUUCAGACGUCUUACUGGACAUGCUCUCUACUGGAGAAGCCAAUGUUCCCAACUACAGCUGUGGAAGGAAGGACAACAUUUUGGCUCUUCUUGAUGCAGCUGACAGGGAGUUUUCCAUCCAGAUGUCAACAUUAGUAGGCACCUACAAAGUCCCACAGAUCAGUCAUAGAGUUGUUUCAGAGACUCUGAGUGAUAAAAGUAAAUUCCCUUUUUUCCACCGGAUGCUCCUCAAAGAAGGGUUUCAGUAUUCAGCAAUUGUCCGAGUCCUCCUGCACUUCAGAUGGACCUUGAUUGGCCUCCUUGCUCCAGACACAGAGGAGGGAGAGAAUUUCCUGAGGACUUUUCCUCCUUCGCUUGUCAGGAAUGGAAUUUGUGUCGUUAUAUCAAAAGAAUUCACAAUGACUGGACUUCCAGCACCCUUCAGGGAUUCCAGCUUUUCUCAGUGGAAACAAGUCAACGUCUUUGUUCACUUCACAGAACACAUUAUUGUUUCAAGCACUUUUCAUACUUUCCAUCUAACCCUUGACAUUUUGUCAGGACCCAUCAGCGAGAAAAUCUGGAUCACCACAACUUUGGGAAACUGUAUAAUGCAUCAUCUUGGAUAUCACAAAUACAUCCAUAGUAUUUGGAGCUUUGAAUUUCUGCAAAAAAUGAGCCCAAAAUAUGGUGCUUUUGAACCCUUUUCCUUUUUAGACUCCCAGUAUGAAGGCAAGAAUUUUCAGUGCUCUUUUCCAAAGCAUGUUUUUUCUGUCAAAGGCCGGAAAAGAUGCACCCAAAAAACUCCAGUGGAGACAGAAGAUGAAUUGAAUGGGAUAUUCGUUGAAAACAGUGACUCUGUUUACUUUAUCUUUAUAACUCUGGCCCACGUCUUGAAGGCUGCAUAUUCUUCCAGAUCCUGGAGAAGGAAGGGGGCCCAAGAAACACUGGAGGCUCCAAGGCUGCAGCCAUGGCAGGUAUGGGGUCCCAACAAGGAUCCAACAAAUUCCUCUGGAGAAGGAAUUCAUUAG